This is a messenger RNA of Penicillium cinerascens, 2205 nucleotides long. RefSeq lists its product as uncharacterized. Bases 1 to 2205 code for a protein of 734 amino acids. The record is from RefSeq and is a predicted model, not a curated record. The transcript has a single exon. Lineage: Eukaryota; Fungi; Ascomycota; Eurotiomycetes; Eurotiales; Aspergillaceae.
AUGCACCUCCCAAUUCAGAUCGGCGAUGGAUCAUUUGUUCGCACCCGAGAAAUAAAGCCGCAACCAAAGCUCGGUCCCAUUGGAUUCUGGCUCGAUGGCUCUUCAUCCGUUGCUGGAAGCAAGGACAUUUGCGUCAACCGCCGGGAAGCAGUGAUCUUGUCAGCUCUGCUGAUUUUGGACCAUUUCACCUCACAGCCACGACUCCUAGGGACAAGUUUCCCUGAGACCGAAGGCCCCCGCUACGGACCAACACGUUUAUCUGACGAGUUUGUAACGCGAGUGAUCGAGUCGGAGGUGAAUGAGCCCAUGACAAAGGCGCUCGUCGCUUUGGAGGGAGCUGUUCAGCAUGUCCCAGCUCAGAUAUUGCGAGAUCUCAUCUACUCUUUCUUAGACACGCUGAAAGCAUCACCGAAUGCUUCCAAUUAUCCGAAGCUCUUGCAUUGUACGUUUGAGUUGAUCAAACUACUAUUGCACAGCAGUCAGCCACAGCUGGUGACAGGAGUGGCACUCAGAGUAUGGAAGGAAUUUCCUCAUGAUUCUUCAAGCCAUCGCAAAGUGAGCCUUGUGAAGAUCGGAAGAAUCCUUACGCCAAGCCAAGCCGGCGAUCUAAUGCAGACUUUCGUUGCGGAUGUGUGUGAUACACUCCAAAAGCAGCGAGCACCGGGUGACACUGACAGCCCAGAAAUGCCGUUUAUCAAGAUCACCACAGUAAAGAUGCUCGUACAGGCUCUUGCUGAGGCGGAUUUCCUUGCACCGUCUACUCAACUACACUUCCUCGAAAGCAUGUGUGGCGCCAGUAGCCAUAUUGACGUCCGUGUGGAGAUAGUCAAAUCUGUUUUCCAACUGAUUCGCCCGAAUCAGCAUGCUGAUGUAUUCAGGGCCUUGUCCACUAUUGCCUUGUCGUCGGCUGCGGGGCCUAGUGAGAGGGACAUAGUCACUGAGGAUGGCUGGCGCGCAGCGGAGGCUGGAGGUUCUCUGCCUCUAGUCCUGAACGCCCGUCCGAUCCUAGAUUUGAUUGUCUCAGAUGCAGCCAUGAAAAUCCCGGACGAGUUACAUUCGGAUUAUGUUCAAAAAGUCGUGUUGCCUUUGGUGACAGAGUCUAUCCGCCAACACACCCGAUGGAUGACUGUCCUGCUCGCAAGGCUUGGCCUUUCACUCUCAAAUCUUGGUCUAACCGCCGCGGACAUCGGUCCUUUCCCUUCCGAUCUAGUCAACAAGGUCCUCCGCAAAUGGGCACGCUACCUUCCGGCGACUUAUCUGCAGUAUCAUCGCAGUUGGGGUCUUGUGUACCUGCACCGUGACUCUUUUAACCGAAUCUCCGAAGCGCUCGCGUCGUCCACGGACCCAAUAAAAGAAGAUUCCAAUGUGCGAGAUCACUUGCAAGCCCUUCUCAAGUCCCAGCGCGAUCGAUGUCCUCUCAGUUAUACCUAUCGCUUCUGUUCCCUUAUAGACAGCAAAGUUCCAAACGGCAUCAACGAUGAGCUUUUACUUGAUGACUUCAGAUCUCGUGUCGAAGUGUUCUCAAAGUCUCCAGUCGCAUACAACCAUUCAUUGAGAAGAUACAGCGUUCAUCCGAGUUAUACGUUAUGUGUUCUGCAGGGAUUGAGGAAGGCAAGAGAAGAUCUCGGCCGUCCUUUUCCCUCGCGUUAUAUUCAUGCCACCAAGCUCAUGAUGAUUAUCGUGGAUGCAGCGGAACUGGUCCGGAAAGAAGGAUGGUCACCCGAAUUGAGCACUCAUCCAGUGACUGUCCCAGCCACAUUUGAAUAUGAGGUUGAGAUGCUUCCCUCGCCGUCAUGGAGCCCACUACCAUCAAAUUCGGCGUUGGAUAAUUUUGUUUCGGGAAUAACUGGAUUGAUAUCAAAAUACGCCGCAGACCCCGUGUUACUGAUCAAGGUUGGUUCCUUUGCGCCGAUUUUGAGAGAGGUCCGCCAGGAUCAACGCGAAGCCUGUGCUCUGCUACUUGGAGAAGACUCUGAUGAUGGAAAUGAUCGAGAUAGGCUCGUCAAGGCCUGUGUCCGAGUGAAAUUGGCAGUGUUGCUGUUGGAGGAUGCACAUAAAGCGGAGGUGCCGCUGAAUGAACGUACACUCAGUAUGAUCGAGAAGUGGAAGGGAAGCGACAUUGAUAUGGUCCGGCAGGCUGCAUGGGCGUGGAAUUGGAAGACUAGUAACCCGAGUCCGUACACUUCGGUGUAUAUUGAGGGGUGA